AAUACAUAUACACUGGUAUACACUUUUAUAUAACAUUUUUAUUUGGAUUAACUUUAUUCAUGCAAACACCUGCUUAUGUUGACUUUCAAUAUACAGCCAAUACUCAGUUAUCUAUGAUUGGAUUAAUACCAACAUUUCAAGGCAUCGGUCAAUUAAUAGGUUCAUUAGUUAAUAUACUAUUUAAAUGGAUUAACAGACAAUUGUGUUUAUGUCUAUCUGUCUUAUUGAUGACUUUAACAACAAUAUUGUUUCCCUGGGCUAACACAUUGUGUCAAUUGUGGUUAUUAGGAUUUUUAUACGGACUCGGCAGCGGGUGUUGGGUUGUUAGCAAUAAUGUAGUGCUGAUUGAGUUAUGGAAACACAGAAGUCCAACCAUAUUAUUAUUAUGUCAUACACUGUGGGGUUUGGGCUCUAUUUUAGGUCCAUUAGUGGUUUCAUUAUAUAUUAUUGGCAAUGAUGUCUGUCCGGGAGUAACUCAACAAGAAUGUUCAAAACAUAUGAUUGAGUCUAACUCCCGGUGCAAUUAUUUGUGUUUGACUUACGAUAGAAGACCACUACUGAAAAUGCCGUUUCUUUUUGGAGGUUUAGUUUAUCUGUUGGGUCUAAUAUGUCUAUUCAUAAUGUUUUUUGUUAGACGCUAUCAUUAUGUAGAAAAUGAUUUAAUUACUAAAAAAAAUCAGUUGGAAAAUACCAAACACAAGGAAAUGGAUCGCCGACUGAAAUACAUUCCUAAAUGGACUUUACUUAUCUGUGUUUCGAUAAUACUAUUAUUUGGUAUAUCAGCCGAAAAUCUAUACAAUUCAUUUGCCGCAACAUUUUUUCAAUACCAACCCGUGCUUCACAUAUCGGCACCAAAAGCCUCAGUAAUAACUUCCUCAAUGAACGGCGCCUUUACUUUUGGACGAAUUCUUUUAUAUUUCAAUUGUUGGGUCAAAACCAACUGAUCUUACUUUGGAUCAGUUCUAUAAUACUUGGU
This is a messenger RNA of Oppia nitens, 976 nucleotides long. RefSeq lists its product as uncharacterized. The coding region runs from base 60 to 944 and encodes 294 amino acids. The record is from RefSeq and is a predicted model, not a curated record. The transcript has 4 exons. Lineage: Eukaryota; Metazoa; Arthropoda; Arachnida; Sarcoptiformes; Oppiidae. Gene Ontology annotation, biological process: transmembrane transport.